Messenger RNA from Nematolebias whitei (Rio pearlfish), 922 nucleotides. Its product is annotated as tubulin alpha-1A chain-like. Gene Ontology annotation, cellular component: cytoplasm; microtubule. The record is from RefSeq and is a predicted model, not a curated record. Gene Ontology annotation, biological process: mitotic cell cycle; microtubule cytoskeleton organization. Gene Ontology annotation, molecular function: GTP binding; structural constituent of cytoskeleton. The annotation marks the transcript as partial. Lineage: Eukaryota; Metazoa; Chordata; Actinopteri; Cyprinodontiformes; Rivulidae. The transcript is spliced from 4 exons.
CUUUUGCCUUGUGUCUGAAUCCUCAACGUUAGUCGAAGGACAAGCAGACAAAAUGCGUGAGUGUAUUUCUAUGCACGUUGGCCAAGCCGGAGCCCAAAUGGGCAACGCAUGUUGGGAACUCUACUGUUUGGAACAUGGGAUCCAGCCAGAUGGACAGAUGCCCUCUGACAAGACGAUUGGAGGAGGCGAUGAUUCAUUUAACACUUUCUUCAGUGAGACAGGCGCUGGAAAGCACGUCCCCAGAGCCAUCUUUGUUGACCUGGAACCUACUGUCAUUGAUGAGGUGCGUACAGGAACUUACCGUCAGCUGUUCCACCCCGAGCAGCUGAUUACGGGAAAGGAGGAUGCUGCCAACAACUAUGCCCGUGGACACUACACCAUCGGCAAGGAGAUCAUAGAUCUUGUUCUUGACAGGACGCGCAAACUGGCUGACCAGUGCACUGGCCUGCAAGGUUUCCUCAUCUUCCACUCCUUUGGUGGAGGCACUGGUUCUGGUUUUACCUCCCUCCUCAUGGAGAGACUCUCAGUUGAUUAUGGUAAAAAAUCCAAGCUUGAGUUUGCCGUCUAUCCAGCCCCUCAAGUUUCCACAGCAGUUGUGGAGCCUUACAACUCCAUUCUGACCACCCACACCACCUUGGAGCACUCUGACUGUGCCUUCAUGGUGGACAAUGAGGCCAUCUACGACAUCUGCCGUAGGAACCUUGACAUUGAGCGACCAACAUACACCAACUUGAACAGGCUCAUUGGUCAGAUAGUCUCAUCCAUCACAGCUUCACUUCGCUUUGAUGGAGCUCUGAAUGUUGACUUGACAGAGUUCCAGACCAACUUGGUGCCCUAUCCCCGUAUCCACUUCCCUCUGGCCACCUAUGCCCCGGUCAUCUCUGCUGAGAAAGCCUACCAUGAGCAGCUGUCUGUGGCUGAC